Messenger RNA from Brienomyrus brachyistius, 2996 nucleotides. RefSeq names its product glucose-6-phosphate dehydrogenase (gene g6pd). Bases 184 to 1728 code for a protein of 514 amino acids. Gene Ontology annotation, molecular function: NADP binding; glucose-6-phosphate dehydrogenase activity. Gene Ontology annotation, biological process: pentose-phosphate shunt, oxidative branch; glucose metabolic process. Gene Ontology annotation, cellular component: cytosol. NCBI's taxonomy places the organism in Eukaryota, Metazoa, Chordata, Actinopteri, Osteoglossiformes, Mormyridae. The transcript is spliced from 13 exons. The record is from RefSeq and is a predicted model, not a curated record.
AAUUAUGGGCAGUCGCCGUAGCACGAUAAGGAGGCGUUAAAGGCACAGUAACUGAUGGCUGUGCUGAGGAAGUUCACGGUUUUUGUUUAGCGUUUGGUAGAUUUACCGUUCUGAACCUACUGUUCCCUCUGUUUUUAAGACAGCCAACGUUACCGGAGAACGAACUCCCGGGAUAGAGCAAAGAUGAGCAGACUCCCGCUGUCCCGAUCGGAGGUCUUUGGGCAGCUGAGGAAAGAGCUGCAUGAAGACAAAGAGUUCCACCAGUCGGACGUCCACGUCUUUGUCAUCAUGGGUGCUUCGGGGGACUUAGCCAAAAAGAAGAUCUACCCAACAUUAUGGUGGUUGUUCCGAGACGGGCUCCUCCCCGAGCAGACCUACUUCGUGGGCUACGCUCGCUCAGCCCUGACUAUCGAAGGCAUCCGGACUGCGUGUCUGCCUUAUUUGAAGGUGGCGGAUAGCGAGGCGGAGCGCCUCUCCGUGUUUUUCAGCAGGAACACCUACCUCAGUGGGUCUUACAGUGAGGGGGACUCCUUUUCCCGCCUGCACUCCCACAUCCUCUCCCUGCCCGGCGGCAACACGGCCAACCGGCUGUUCUACCUGGCACUGCCCCCUAGCGUGUACCACGACAUCACCAGUAACAUCAGGAACCACUGCAUGAGUGCAAAGGGUUGGAACCGAGUGAUCGUGGAGAAGCCCUUCGGUCGGGACCUCCAGAGUUCAGAGGAGCUGUCUGCCCACCUGUCUGCCCUCUUCACUGAGGACCAGAUCUACCGUAUCGACCAUUAUCUGGGCAAGGAGAUGGUACAGAACCUCAUGGUGCUCAGGUUCGGGAACCGGAUUUUCGGCCCCAUCUGGAACCGGGACAGCGUUGCGUGUGUGGUGCUGACCUUCAAGGAGCCCUUUGGCACGCAGGGCCGGGGGGGGUACUUUGACGACUUUGGGAUCAUUCGAGACGUGAUGCAGAACCACCUCCUCCAGAUGCUGUCCCUUGUUGCCAUGGAGAAGCCGGCCUCCACCAGCUCCGACGACGUGAGGAACGAGAAGGUGAAGGUGCUGAAGUGCAUCGCUCCCGUCUCUCUGUCCGACGUGGUGCUGGGUCAGUAUGUGGGCAACCCCCAAGGGGAGGGCGAUGCCAAGCUGGCCUACCUUGACGACCCCACGGUCCCCAAAGAAUCCCGCACUGCCACCUUCGCCACCGCCGUGCUGUACGUUCACAAUGAGCGAUGGGAGGGGGUCCCGUUCGUCCUGCGGUGCGGCAAGGCCCUGAAUGAACGCAAGGCUGAGGUGAGGCUCCAGUUCACCGAUGUGCCGGGCGACAUUUUCGCCGGACACUGCCGGCGGAACGAGCUGGUGGUACGGGUGCAGCCCGACGAGGCUGUCUAUGCCAAAAUGAUGAGCAAGAAGCCUGGAAUGUACUUCAGCCCGGAGGAGACCGAGCUGGACCUCACGUACCGCAGCCGCUACCGGGAUGUGAAGCUUCCAGAUGCGUAUGAGCGCCUCAUUCUGGACGUCUUCUGCGGGAGUCAGAUGCACUUUGUUCGCAGCGAUGAGCUUAGGGAAGCUUGGAGGAUAUUCACGCCUCUCCUUCACCAGAUCGAGCAAGAAAAGGUCUCCCCAAUCCCCUAUACUUAUGGAAGCCGUGGCCCCCCUGAAGCGGACAACCUCCUGAAGAAGGUGGGCUUUCGAUACGAAGGCACAUACAAGUGGGUUAACCCCCACAGGCUGUGAGGCGCUGGGCAGCGCGUGCGUAUGCGGCUGGGGGAUGGGGACUGGGUUUUGGCGUCCCUCCAAAAUAAAUCUUAAACAUUCUGAAAGGAAAAGUGCUAAUUUUCAUUUAACAAGCCGGGAAGACGUGCAGUGAUCCCUACUAUCAGGGCUUGCAUACGCCAGUUUAUUAAACAAAGGCAAAGGAGAGAUCUGAACGUUGACAGGAAGUGACAUCGGCUGCUGGUGUGCGAAAGCAGUGAGGGGUGGGGUGGUUAGGGUUUGAAAUUACUUGUUUGUUUACUGCCUGCAGACCAAAACACACUGGAAGUAACGCCUGCAUACCCACCCAGAAUUCACACGGGUGUCACCAGCUCCCUUCUGACAGAUUAGCGGAACUCAGAAUACGUAUCUGAUCACAUGAUUCAGUUCCAUCCAGUAGGUUUUUAUGAAGCUCGCUGUCAUGGUCUUGACCGUGAAAACACUGUGCAAUACAUGUGAAACAGAGAAGUUAAUGGCCCGGCGACUAAAGUGACAUCCUGUGUUCAGCUUGAAUGAUCAACACCAUCAGACCAAGCUACCACCUCACCUACAGAGUGUAUUAGGCCGGUGACUGUUUCUAGGAAUGAAAUUUGGUUACCAAUGAAGUCUGACGUUACUGUAAACCAUCACUACAGUAUCAGAUGACAGUAAACAGUGUAACGAGUAGGUACUUGUAUAUGUGCCACACUUUGCUCUGUAGUAAGCAUAGGGAUAAAAUAUUACUUCAUAAUCAAUAGAGAUGGUAAGAACAGUUGUUUUAAUUCUAGUUUGCUGGGGUACUGAGGUAACGCAGGAAAGUAUUAAACACAGUUAGGAUUUCUAGUGAUAGGAUAAAUCAGGGAACCGAGGAGUGGGAAUUAAAAAUGGAGGCUGGGGAGUAUGUGAGCGGAGGCAAGGCGGACAGCUGGCAUAAAGACUCCGGCCACCAGGGGCCUCGCUCCCUGCCAAAGCACCUCGGCCCACUCCGAAUCCCCUCGCCACAUCGGAGUCGGUCGCACGCCUGGGCCACAGAAGCGCUGCCCGCUUCCUGGCCACACGCCGCUGGCCUCUGUCACACCUCUGACGCCCAUGGGAUCUGUCACUGGCAACUGUGUGGCUGCAGUGUAUUCUGGGAAGUCACACCCCUGCUUCAACACGUUUUGUUACUGGUUUCUGGCUGUAAUCUGUAAUAUUCUUGCAUUGUAGAGGUUGAACGUUAAAAAUUUUUUUGUCUUGUACCAUAUUUUAUUCAAUAAAGCUGAAAGCUGAAA